AUGACAAACAGCUUCGCGAGACAAAGCGGACCAAACCGGCCGUUCUUUCUCCAGGCCAGCAGCCCACAAGCACAGCGUCUCUCGUCGCUCAAGGAGCUGCAGGAAAACAUGGCGAACUUCGCACGUCCUGUGGCCUCCACAAUUACGGGGAUUGACUUUGGUGUCUACAAUAAUGCAGAUAUCAAAGCUAUCUCUGUAAAGCGAAUCCACAAUACUCCGACGUUGGAUACCUUCAACAAUCCUGUGCCUGGUGGAUUAUACGAUCCAGCUUUGGGUGCCUGGGGUGAUCAUGUCUGCACGACUUGUCGCUUGAACUCUUGGUCAUGUACUGGACAUCCGGGACAUAUCGAGCUUCCAGUUCAUGUUUACAAUGUUACGCAUUUUGAUCAGUUGUACCGUUUGCUUAGAGCGCAAUGUGCUUAUUGCCAUCGCUUUCAGUUGUCUCGAAUGCAAAUCAAUGCGUACACCUGCAAAUUGCGACUCUUGCAAUACGGCUUAGUCGACGAGGCGGCAGUGAUCGACUCAAUGAGCGAGAAAAAGGGAAGUCACAAAAAGAGCGGAAAAAAUGGCAACGAUUCUGGCAGCGAGGAUGACGACGAGGACGAAGAUGAUUUGAUUGCUCGCAGAAACAGUUUCGUUAAAAAGAGUAUUCGGGAAGCGCAAGCUGCGGGUAAACUGGUAGGCCUUAUGUCGGGCAUGAAGAACCCAAUUGCUGCAGAAGAGAGACGUACUUUGGUGAAAGAGUUCUUUAAAGAAGUCGUUGCGGUGAAGAAAUGUACAAACUGCAAAGGUGUUUCACCAGGUUUUCGAAGGGAUCGGUAUUCGAAAAUUUUCCGAAAACCUUUACCCGAGAAGGCAAGGCUUGCUAUGGUACAGGGCGGAUUCCAAGCACCGAAUUCCUUGGUUCUUGUUCAACAGGCCAAAAGAUUCAACGCCAAAGAGAAGAAGGCGCUUGCUGACGGAAUCUCUGAUAAUGUAAGUACCACAUCAGAGACCCAUGGGGCAGAGGAAGAAGUCGCACGUGGAAAUGCCGUUAUAGCAGAGGAAGAGAGAAAGAGGCAAGGUGCUGGUGACGGUGGGCAGUAUAUGCCCUCCCCGGAGGCCCAUGCCGCAAUUACUUUGCUUUUUGAGAAAGAAGGAGAGAUCUUGCAUCUCCUUUACAACUCUCGACCGAUAUCGAAGAAGGAAUCACAAGCUAGCGCAGAUAUGUUCUUUAUCAAGAGCAUCCUGGUCCCGCCAAACAAGUAUCGCCCGGCCGCUCCACAGGGACCGGGUGAGAUCAUGGAGGCACAGCAGAACCAACCUUUCACGCAAGUCUUGAAGAACUGCGACAUCAUCAAUCAGAUCAGCAAGGAAAGACAGGAAUCAGGCGCUAAUUCUCUGAAUCGUGUGCGGGACUAUCGCGAUCUACUUCAUGCCAUUGUUCAGCUGCAGGAUACUGUCAACGGCCUGAUUGAUCGCGAUAGAAGUGGAAUCUCGGGACCAGCGGCAGCUUCUGCCCCGAACGGUAUUAAGCAGAUUCUAGAAAAGAAGGAGGGAUUGUUCAGAAAGAACAUGAUGGGAAAGCGUGUCAACUUUGCUGCCCGAAGUGUCAUUUCUCCCGAUCCUAACAUCGAAACCAACGAGAUUGGAGUUCCGCUUGUUUUUGCGAAGAAGCUGACGUAUCCGGAGCCUGUCACGAACCAUAAUUUUUGGGAGUUGAAACAGGCAGUGAUCAAUGGCCCAGAUAAAUACCCGGGUGCUACUGCGAUCGAGAAUGAAAUGGGACAGAUCACGAACCUCAAAUUCAAGAGUCUUGAUGAGCGGACGGCGCUCGCUAACCAGCUGUUGGCACCCUCGAACUGGAGGAUGAAAGGAGCGCGCAAUAAAAAGGUCUAUCGCCAUCUGACGACUGGAGAUGUUGUUCUGAUGAACCGUCAACCCACGCUCCACAAACCUUCUAUCAUGGGUCAUAGAGCUCGCGUUCUACCUAAUGAGAAAGUUAUUCGCAUGCACUACGCCAACUGCAACACGUACAACGCUGAUUUCGACGGCGAUGAAAUGAACAUGCAUUUCCCCCAAAACGAACUUGCCCGGUCAGAGGCCAUGAUGCUUGCAGAUGCAGACCACCAAUAUCUUGUCGCGACAUCGGGUAAACCACUUAGAGGUUUGAUUCAGGAUCACAUCUCAAUGGGAACGUGGUUUACAUGCCGCGACAGCUUCUUCGAUGAGGAUGAUUAUCAUCAGCUUUUGUAUAACUGCCUGAGACCGGAAAAUUCCCAUACUAUCUCGGAGAGGAUUCAGGUAGUAGGCCCGGCGGUGCUUCGACCGAAGUGCUUAUGGACAGGAAAGCAAAUAAUUACAACAAUUAUGAAAAAUAUCAUGCCACCAGGAAGAGCUGGUCUAAAUAUGAAGAGCAAGUCAUCGACUCCCGGAGACCGGUGGGGUGAGGGCAGUGAAGAAGGGAAUGUUAUCUUCAAAGAUGGCGAGAUGCUAUGUGGUAUCCUUGACAAGAAACAGAUGGGACCUACUGCUGGUGGUCUUAUUGAUUCUAUUCAUGAGAUCUACGGACAUACCAUUGCUGGAAGAUUAAUUGGUAUUCUUGGACGACUCUUGAACAGAUUCCUGAACAUGCGUGCAUUUACUUGCGGUAUCGACGACCUUCGUUUGACUAAGGAGGGUGAUCGCGUUCGUAAAGAGGUUCUUAGCAAGGCCGCCGGUAUUGGUCGUGAGGUUGCUCUUAAAUAUGUGACUCUGGACAAUACCAUCGUACCCGACCAGGACACUGAACUGCGGCGGCGCUUGGAAGACGUGCUUAGGGAUGAUGAGAAGCAAGCGGGUUUGGAUAGUGUUUCGAACGCCCGAACAGCAACUCUGUCAACUGAGAUCACAAAGGCAUGUCUUCCGGGAGGAUUGGUCAAACCUUUCCCAUUUAAUCAAAUGCAGUCGAUGACAAUUUCUGGUGCUAAAGGUUCAGGCGUUAACGCAAACCUGAUUUCUUGCAACCUAGGUCAACAGGUUUUGGAAGGCCGACGUGUACCUGUUAUGAUUAGUGGCAAGACCCUGCCAUCUUUUAGAGCUUUCGACACGAAUCCUAUGGCUGGUGGCUAUGUUUGCGGUCGUUUCUUGACCGGUAUUAAACCACAGGAAUACUACUUCCACGCCAUGGCUGGUCGUGAAGGUCUUAUUGAUACAGCUGUGAAGACGUCCAGAUCUGGCUACUUGCAGCGUUGUUUGAUUAAGGGCAUGGAAGGCUUGAGAGCUGAGUAUGACACUUCAGUUCGAGAAGCUUCUGACGGGUCUAUUAUCCAAUUUCUUUAUGGAGAAGAUGGCCUGGACAUCACAAAACAGGUCCAUCUUAAAGAUUUUGAUUUCCUGGCCUCAAACUACAAGUCCAUUAUGGCUCAAGUAAAUUUGACAAGCGACUUCCGCAGUUUGGAGAAGGAAGAGGUUACCAGCUGGCAUAAGGAAGCCAUGAAAAAGGUGCGCAAGACUGGCAAGCUUGAUGCUAUGGACCCGGUAAUAUCGCGCUAUCCCCCUGGUGGAAAUCUGGGUAGUACUUCGGAGCACUUCUCACAGGCGCUUAAGAAGUAUGAGGAUACCAAUCCGGAUAAACUCUUGAAAGACAAGAAGAAAGAAAUCGAGGGUGUUAUCAGCAAGAAGGCAUUUAAUACCUUGAUGAGCAUGAAGUAUAUGAAAUCCGUUGUCGACCCUGGCGAAGCAGUUGGAAUUGUUGCUGGCCAGUCGAUUGGAGAACCAUCUACUCAGAUGACUUUGAACACUUUCCAUUUGGCUGGACACUCGGCCAAGAACGUGACCCUGGGUAUUCCUCGACUGCGUGAAAUUGUGAUGACGGCUAGCGCCAAUAUUAUGACCCCGACGAUGACCUUGAUUCUGAACGAGGAACUGUCCAAGGAGCAUUCUGAACGAUUCGCCAAGGCAAUUAGCAAGCUCAGCCUUGCGGAAGUCAUUGACAAGGUCCAGGUCCAAGAGAGAAUAUCUUCCGGUAGUACGAAGGCGAAGGUAUACAAUAUUGAAAUUACAUUCUUCCCGCCCGAGGAGUACACUGCAGAGUAUGCGAUUAACACCAAGGACAUACAAAACACAUUGCAGACCAAAUUCAUCCCGAAGCUUGUUAAGCUUACUAAAGCGGAGCUUAGGAAAAGGGUUGACGAAAAGACAUUGAAGAACUAUUCUACUGCCCAGCCUGAAAUUGGUGUCUCUGUUGGCACUGUCCAGGAAGCCCCUCGUGGAGCCGACAAUGCUGAUGAAGAUCAAGCUGAUGAUGACGACGAGGAUGAAGAUGAUGCCAAACGCGCGCUGGGUGCCCAAAAUCGCUCAAACCAGGUCUCUUACGAGGGUCCCGAGGAGGAGGAGACUGAAAUGGUCCGACAGUUAGACGCCUCCGAUGAUAGCGAUGACGAAGACGGCAAUGCAGGCCAGAAGCGAACGCGUGAUAUUGAAAUGGGUGAUGCUUCUGAUGAAGAAGAUGAAGGAGCGAAAGAUAGCAAGUUGCGGGAAGAUGAUGUAAAGGGCCGGUAUGCUGAAGUUACCAAAUUCAACUUCAACCCUAGCAAGGGAGCUUCGUGUACCAUUCAGCUACAGUACGACAUCUCGACUCCCAAGCUCCUUAUCCUGCCUCUGGUCGAAGACGCCGCUCGCAGCGCAGUCAUUCAAUCUAUCCCUGGCCUUGGCAACUGCACGUUUGUGGAAGCGGACAAGGUCAAGGGCGAUCCUGCAUGUGUUAUUACCGACGGUGUCAACUUGCUUGCCAUGCGUGACUACCAGGACAUUAUCAAGCCUCAUUCUCUCUACACCAACUCGAUCUACCACAUGCUUGCCCUCUAUGGUGUGGAAGCUGCUCGCGCGACCAUCGUCCGAGAAAUGUCCGACGUCUUUGAGGGUCAUAGCAUUUCCGUCGACAAUCGCCAUCUUAAUCUAAUUGGUGACGUGAUGACCCAGUCUGGUGGCUUCAGGGGCUUUAACCGCAACGGUCUGGUCAAGGAUAGCUCAUCGCCUUUGGCCAAGAUGAGUUUCGAAACGACUGUCGGCUACCUCCGGGAAGCUGUGAUUGAGAGGGACUUCGAUAAUCUGAAGAGUCCUAGUAGCAGAAUUGUCGCUGGUCGUGCUGGAACCGUUGGAACCGGUGCUUUCGAUGUUCUCGCCCCCGUGGCAUAG
Molecule: messenger RNA, 5157 nt
Organism: Aspergillus tanneri
Lineage: Eukaryota; Fungi; Ascomycota; Eurotiomycetes; Eurotiales; Aspergillaceae
Product: DNA-directed RNA polymerase I core subunit RPA190
Exons: 5
Coding region: 1-5157 (1718 amino acids)
Biological process (GO): DNA-templated transcription
Cellular component (GO): RNA polymerase I complex
Molecular function (GO): DNA-directed RNA polymerase activity; DNA binding
Source: RefSeq, a predicted model, not a curated record